AUGGAGUCCCCACAGACUACUCUUCCCACGGGUAAUCGACGAACAGAACCCAAUGCUGGCAAAUCCUCCUCCAACAUAAAUGAUGACGGAGCCACUACAAUGGAACAUAACCAGGCGUCCAGAAAAUUGCGGGAAACCUCCAAGAGACGCGCAGCCAGAUCCGUGAAGGCGGGCAAAUCUGCGAUAUCUUCCAAAACGCCUGCGUCUGGAAAGUCUAUACAGUCGGGGAAACAAGAGAAGUUUCGAAAACACCGGCGCAAAAACAGGCCGAAAGAGGUGUCGUCAGAGUCGGACGAUUAUUCCUCAAGUGAAAGUGAUGAUGACUAUUCUCUACAUUCGGACGAAUCCAUGAGUCUGUCAUCAUCGGAUGAAGAAUCUAGUCAUCGCCGGCACAAACAUCGACGAUCUCGGAAGUCGCGGUCUGUUUCUCGCCAUGCCUCUCACCGUUCUCGGACUGCCAGCAGAGGCGACAGGAUGAAGCCCUUGGGCGGCAAUACACUGCAGUUUGAAGCAGAAAAUGACAUGGUGUCGGCGAGAGAAGCUGAGUUCACAAGCUCCCAGAACUGGGUGAGCUGGAACGAUCCCAUCUCCCAGCGAGAAUUGGGAGAGGCCAUUGCCCAAUUAGAGUCUCGUUAUGCCCAACUCCAGUUUCAGGUAGAAAAGCUCGGCGGAAAUGCAGUUCAGAUGACAAGCAAGCCACUCGGAUCCCACCUCCCGUCGCAAUAUAUCUCACCAACACAACCCUUGGACAAUGCACAUACUCAUCACAAUGUAGUUGGUUUCAACACGUCCUGCAGUCAAAAACCUAAUAAUUUCUUAUCUCUCGCCGCUGCCCGAAGGGGUUUGCCCCAACGAGAUGCUCCUCACCGCGGCAAUCCAGGGACCCAUUCUCAAAUAGUCAUGCCAAACGACACGGCUCGCUCUAAAUCAAACUCCAGAAGGGAAAGGAAGGUCGACUAUAAACGGGUAGACUCGGUAUGGGACAGUACCUUGUAUACAUUUAAGCUGCAAGAUACAGCUGAAGUGGCCACGAACUCCAAGUAUGAUAAAUACAUAUUCCACGUCAGGAGGACAUUCGAUAGCGAAGGGAAGUAUCGAAACACGGUCGUUGAUAUCAAGAGCAAACUGCUUCGUGAAUGCUUGCAGGACGUCAUUGGCAACGUACGAGGUGUGAGCCUUGUUGAUGAAACGCCAAAACUGGACCCAAAUUUACUCUUCUUGUAUUUAGAAGAUUUUCGCUCUCACCGUAAGAAACUCAAACAGGUUGAGCCAGCGGGUCAAGGGGCGCGCGAACGAAAGAAGAACCAACAGCGAAUCGAUAAAAAGCGCAAGGAGCUUAAGGUGCUCGUUAAAUAUUUGGAUAAAGAUUACGCCAAAGUCAAGGAGAGUCUAUAUCCUAUGUUAGACAGUGGAAUAAUCACCUUCGAUUAUCUCUGGGCGUUGUGGAAACCAGGUACACUUAUAUACUCCUCAACCUACGGUUUCGCGGAAGACCCUAGAGUCUUUAAAGUCGACCUAGCCGUGCGGCACUCAUCCUUGCUGCGAGGCGAGUUCUACUUUGUUGACGGGAAAUAUCUCGAGUUCGACGGGAAAAGAUUUGGGCAUGGCACAUUGGCCGAGGAAAUCGCAGAAUUCCAGGGCACUCGCAAAAUAACAAGCCUCCCAUUCUAUCCGCUAUCUUAUCACAAGGAUGAGGAUGGGAUACGCCGAAUGCUGGUCGAGCGCGGCAAAAAGUUUGUGGCCCUUCAUGGGGCUCACUACAAGGCUUACUCUGGGAUUGCAUACAAUAAACGCAAAAAGGGUUCUGUCGUCAAAUUUCACAUUCAGCAAAGCCGAAUAAUGAUUGACCCUGCCAUAUUCCGGCGCAUCAACCCAAACUACUGCCUGUCGAAUGUGCGGCCAAGGGAUUUUGACGCUCUCUCCGAUUUGGGGUUAUCAGACGGCGAUGAUGAUCUUUAUGAAUGCUUCUCUUCUGACAACUUGCAAGGAGAUGACGAACCGAAGGUAGUUAGUAAGACGACAAAAGACUCGGACUGCAAUGUACCGGUGACGAAGGCUUUGCAGACGGAUUUGGAGGCAAGGUCUAAGGCACCUCAGCCGCAAUUGUCGGCAACGACUAGCGGCAAAAUGGUUGAACGAACAUCAAGCACUGAUACGUCUGGGGAAGAAAGGACCGUGGACACACCAGAGGAGGAUGAUCCCGAUGUAUGCUUGGAAUUUACUGAUGAAGACUAUCUCCUCGCUUCCCCGGUAGUUCUAGGUUUCGCUUUCUCAGAGAAGCAAUGGUUGGAGUUAGCCGUCUCAAGAGUGCACGACAUUAAGUGGAACGAAGAUGCUUGGGACUCACUGGUACUGCCACCAGAGACAAAGGAUUUGAUCCAGGCCCUUGUCAAGUCACGUAAACAAAACGCGACGCAGACAAUCGACGACGUCAUACAAGGCAAAGGCAAAGGGCUUGUUACCGUGCUUCACGGGCCGCCUGGAACAGGUAAAACGCUGACGGCGGAAGGCAUCAGCGAACUGCUUCGAUGCCCGCUAUACAUGGCUUCGGCCGGCGAGCUCGGAACAGAUUGUCGUUUUCUAGAGGCCGACUUGCAAAAGAUUCUGGACGUUUGCCAUGCAUGGGGCGCGAUUUUGCUGCUCGAUGAGGCCGACGUGUUCUUGGAGAAGCGAAACAUGCAGGACAUCCAUCGCAACGCCCUUGUCAGCAUUUUCCUACGACAGUUGGAAUAUUUCCAGGGGAUAUUAUUUCUUACGACAAACCGUGUAGAGACGUUCGAUGAAGCAUUCCAGUCUCGAAUACACAUCGCCCUCAGGUACGAAGGCUUAGACAGCAAAGCCAAGAAAACCAUCUUCAAGAUGUUCAUCGAUCGGGUUAAAGCUUUUGGGAAAUUGACAGUCGAGCCAUUUUCCGAGGAAGAUCUCAAAAAGCUUGCCAAGUACGAGUUGAAUGGGCGCGAGAUCAAGAACAUGGUAGGGUCUGCGCAGGACCUGGCAAUGAACAAGAACGAAUCACUUAGCAUGCGGCACAUGCAACAAGUUCUGGACAUUCAUGUGAAAUUUGGGCGAGACUUACGCGGCGGAACUGGUUAUGAAGACGCAAUGAGAAGCUACUGUUAA
This is a messenger RNA of Metarhizium brunneum ARSEF 3297, 3120 nucleotides long. RefSeq lists its product as uncharacterized. Gene Ontology annotation, molecular function: ATP hydrolysis activity; ATP binding. The record is from RefSeq and is a predicted model, not a curated record. Lineage: Eukaryota; Fungi; Ascomycota; Sordariomycetes; Hypocreales; Clavicipitaceae.